Linum tenue is the source of this 225-nucleotide messenger RNA. The record is from the annotation of a GenBank genome assembly. Lineage: Eukaryota; Viridiplantae; Streptophyta; Magnoliopsida; Malpighiales; Linaceae.
AAUAAGAAUCGAUCUAUUAAAUAUCUCUUCAAGUACAUAAACAAGCCACCAGACAGAGCAAGGGCAACAAUUGUUGAGGAAAGAGCAAAACAUGAUUCAGAAAUUCAAAAAACUGAAGUCCCUUUGGAUCUAGAUGAAAUUAAGGCCUUCCUUGAUUGCCGCUAUUUAGCAGCUGCUGAAGCCUGCUGGAGAAUCUUCAAAUUUGAUAUUCAUUAUCAUUACCCA